Messenger RNA from Arabidopsis lyrata subsp. lyrata, 2090 nucleotides. RefSeq names its product sec14 cytosolic factor. The transcript is spliced from 7 exons. The coding region runs from base 237 to 1691 and encodes 484 amino acids. Lineage: Eukaryota; Viridiplantae; Streptophyta; Magnoliopsida; Brassicales; Brassicaceae. The record is from RefSeq and is a predicted model, not a curated record.
ACGUGUCAUAUUCCGUGUUGUUCUUGUUUCCUUUUUCUGUUUCGCUUUGUGAACUUCGGAGAGAAGACGAAAUCUCGCUUUCGCCGCCGAGAAAUUUUGAUUCUCCGACCACUUCAACGAUUCCGAUCUGUUGUCCGUCGAUUUAAUUCGUGAUUGAUAUUGCUUCGACAUGAAAUUGGUGUGAUCUCGUUCCGUUACGUAUUUGCUCAUUCUUUAAGUUUGUGGGAUUGAUUUGAAUGGGAGACAAUUCCGGUAGAAGUAGAAACUCUGUGAUGGCAACUGUUUCUUCUGGGAAAGAGUUGUUACCUAAGAGAAGCUUAGUAGCUGCUAUUCCAAGAGCGGUUCAGCAGACAAUAUAUAAGCAUGUUUCAUUGGGGAAUAAUGGUAGAAUUGGUAGUGGAACCGUUCGUAAUGCAGCUGUGUUUCUGCUGAAAAUCGCUGUUUUGGAAGUUGUUCGAAGGGUUUCGAAGGCUAGAUGUCCUCAUUUGUGGAAUAGUCUUCAGGCGUUGCAAUGUCUUUGUUAUCCUCCUCUUAAGUGGAUUCAGAGAUGGGCUCCUUUCAAGGAGUUGAUCAAGGCAAUGCAGAUGCUGUCUCGGCCAUUAUUGGUCCUCACGAUAGCUGAGGCUCUCACAGACCAGUCAGAGUUAAAGCAAGAAGCCUCAGGUGGUACCACUUCUCAUACAUCUUCAGAAUCACAAUCUGACCCACAGACGUCACAGUCUCCAUCAGAUAUAAGAAUUGAAGAUGAGGCUCCACUUUCUGUAACUUCACAAGACUGGCUUAGGCAACUCUAUGAAGAACUGGAAAAGCAGAGACUUAGCUUGCCUGAGAGACUCAACGAAGACGAGCUUCAUAGAUUCUAUAGAGUGUCAAAUGGAGACUUCACAUCCUUACUAUCUUCAAUAAAAAAGACAAUUCAUUGGAGGGAGACUUACAGAAUCCUAUCUGAAGAAGAACUUGAGACAUGGUCAAGUUUAGUCUUUUGGCAUGGAUAUGACAAGAACCAACGACCUUGCCUCAUUGUUCGCUUGGGGCUUGCUUUUCUAAAGUUGCCAUCUCAUGAAAGACCUCGUUUCGCUCAGGCAAUCAUAUCUCAGGUAGAGCACGGCGUUUUGCAUCUUUUGACCCCUGAGAAUUCAGAACUUACUGUUUUAGUCGAUUGUGAAGGAUUAUCUCCUCUGAGGAUUCCCAUGCAGAUGAUGAGAUCUUGUUCAUCCAUUCUUCAAGAUCACUUCCCUAACCGUCUUGGCUGCCUAUUUAUCAUUCGCCUCCCUCCUGUUGUUCGAGUCAUUUCCCAGACUUUCAUCCAAAUUCUUAGACCAACCACACGCAAGAAGCUGAGAAUUGAAGGGGAAACUUUCCAUCGAGUCCUCUCUGAAUACCUCCAGACACUUCCUUCAUACCUUGGCGGCAACUGCAACUGCAAAAGAUGCUCAAAUCUCAGCGAACAAGAUCCACAACAACCACAAACACACCCAAGAAGCAAGAGAAGAAGCUUGAGUGAAACAGAGAAGCUAGACGAUAGCCACUGGAGUUACAAUGUCCAGACUCCUGAUUUAGCCUAUGAAGACGAGCCGAGCCUGAACAUAUGUAGCCAAGUGCUACGGACAGCGGUAGUGUUCUUGCUCAUGACAUGGCUCUUUGGGGCACUACUAGCUGGAUUCGCUGAUCCUGAGAGCAGACCCUUUUAAGCUUCCAUGAGGUAAGAACCAUCCAUAACUAAUUUCAGGCACAUGCGUUGGCUUCUGUAAACAUAGUGAUAGUAUAUGUGUGAUAUGCGUUGAUAUAUACAUAGUCAUUAGUGAAUAAACCUGUCUCUUAUUCAGCGUGUUCGUUGUCGGAAUAAUGAGAAUCACUCGGUUCAACGUAGUUUUGAGUCCUGGUUUAGGGUUAAUGGUUGCAGUUCUCAGUACAUUUUACGUUUGGGAGAAAGUAACUAUGGUUCAGUAUAUCUUGAGACAUUUUGUCAUCAUCCUCUGUACAAGAUGUGUUGCCAUUGUUGGUAAUGUUUUGUAAAACUAAGAACUGCUAGUGGAAGAUUACCAAUAUUUAUUUUUAUUUGUUGAUGAUAUAAAAAUGAUUAUUAUACC